Molecule: messenger RNA, 705 nt
Organism: Oikopleura dioica
Lineage: Eukaryota; Metazoa; Chordata; Appendicularia; Copelata; Oikopleuridae
Source: the annotation of a GenBank genome assembly
AUGCCAAGAGAGCAAAAGUUCUGGGACGAAUCAGAGAGUUCAGACUCAGACUUUCAAAUCGCCAGCUCGGAAACUGAAUCGGCCACGAGCAGUGCUUCAGAGGCUUCCGAGAGCGACACUGCCGAAAGCACAGACUACGAUGACUCCGAAGCUUCAGAGUCAAACGAAGCUUCUGGCAGUGAAGAAGCAGAAGAAGAUUCUGAGCCCGCGCGAUCGUGCACAAAUCCCAGCUGCGUCGCCGAGAUUGAAAAACUGCAGGAGGAAGUUGACGGAUAUUUUGGUCAUUUCCGAAAGUAUGCGUACCUCAUGCAAUUGAAAGAGUAUAUCAAGGAACUCACUGAGCAGAACAAAAGGCUUCAUACCCUGUGCACGAGUGAUCUGAUGGCGCAAAAGCGGGAGGAAGCGCUCGAUGAGCUCCAGUCGAUGUUAGAGAACUCUGAGAAACGACGAGCCGAGGAAAGAAAGGCGGCCAUGAAAGAAAUCAGCAGCCUUGAGAAGAAAAUAAAGGAAAAGCGUGCACAGGUUGAGAGCUUGCCACCAAAACCAGCUCCCGGGAAUGCCUCGCCUAUCGUCAUCUCUAGCGACGAAGAUACUCCUACGGAGCAGGAAUCGGAGGAGGAUUAUGAUACAGAUGAAGACUAUCAUAAUGAUCCUUAUUCUAACUACCAGCGCACUUUGUCGGAGAAAGUAAAACAAGAAAACUGA